CCCCUAACCAGAGCCGGAACCUCAACCUCCGUACAACCCAGACCAAAUGUGGAGGUUAAACACAGUCCGCCACAAAUCUGUGCGGCAAGGCAGAGACCUGGAAUCGCUGAAGCUGAAGAGACGAGAGCAUGAGAAAGUACUACGGCAAGCCCGGAGAGACAGACAACUUGUCAGCAAGAGACUCUUGUUGAAUGAAGAUGAAGAGGAAGAGGAGGGCUGCAUGGACACUGGUUCGGGAGAUGAGGUGGUGGAGUUGUUCCACAAACUUAAGCUUAGUGGCGAAGAGAAGGAGGCUCACCUGAAAGCUUUGAGCAAAGCUCUCCGCAACCCAUCAGCACAGCUCACCUUUAUAAAGCAAGAGAACAGUAUCCAUUUCCUUGUGGGUCUUCUCAGUGGCUCGAAUGCCCAGUGCCGCCUAAAGGCUGUUCAGUGCUUCCAUGAGCUGUCCCACUCUCACCACCCGAAUAUAGCCCCCGCCUGUCUGCCUGCCACCCCCUACCUGCUCACAUACCUAUCUGGACAGAGCACAAAGUUCACAGAGCUGUGUCUCUACACACUGGGUAAUCUGUGUCCUGACAGUGAUGUUGUUAGAGAGAAACUCUUGGCCCAGGGAAUCAUAUCUACUCUGGAAAACUGCAUAAAGAACCAGAAGCACAACCUGGCAUUGGUUGAAGCUGUGGGGUUCAACCUCUCCCAGCUUCUGCAGGCCAAAGAAGCAAAAGAGAAAAUAAUACCGAUGGUUUUGGCCUCUGACUUACCUCCACUUUUGUUAUCAGUAUUGACUCCAGACCCCCAGUUUGGCCUGGCUCCUGCCAUUGAGUGUGCCUGGUGUAUGCACUACCUUACAUGCAGCAGCGUAGAUAACAGUGUGUUGUUGGCUCAUGGGGUCUUGUCACAGUGUAGUGCACUGCUUGUGUCACUGGGUGGUGCAGUGGCUCAAGGAAACAAUGAGGAAGGAAUGGAGCUGUUAAUGUGGCCUUUGCUGCGUUGUGUGGGAAAUUUGUUGUCAUCUGGCCCCAUGGAUGACCUGAGCACCCAAGUAGCUGAUGUUCGUCUGUUAGCUGCUUUGUGUGCGCUUGCUCAGGUAUACCUCCCAACCCAGCCAGCACUGGCCAGAGAGAGUGUCUGGGUCCUCAACAACCUCACAGCCAAUUCGUUUGAGUUCUGCUCAGCUCUCUUGGUUUUGAACUUGGUUCCUGGGUUGAUCCAGCUUUUGCCUUUCUCUCAAGGCAUCAACACUAUGGUGCUAAGAGUUCUGGCUAAUAUUGCUCAUAAGAAAAAGCAAUGCUGUGUCCAGCUAGUCCAGGCUGGAUUGCUGCCUGCGCUCUGUGCUACUCUCAGAAUGGCUGACCCAGAAAUUGUGACGCUGAGUUUGGAGGUCCUGUUCAUGCUGGUAGCUGGUACUCCUCAGGUGGCUGAGGAGUUUAUGAAACAGAAUGGCCUUUCACUCCUUGAGGCCAUCCAGUACAACAGUGAAGGAGAGAAGAGGCAAAGAGCAACCCAUCUCCUGGAGCAACACCUAUGCUCCCAUCACAUGGUGGACAACGUUCCAUUUCAGUGAAUCUGCAGGGGGGUGUCACAUUCUGAUAUGUGGGGUAUGUCCCAGACUCUAACACCAUUACCCCAUGAAAUGUCAAACCAUCAGACAAUUCUACAUGUUUGUAUUUAAGCUUAGGGUGGUUAAGACGCAACUGAAAUCUGUUUGUAUAUAACACAACUGGCACAGUUUUUCUUUUCUUUUUUUUUUUUGCUUUGCUUUUUAGUAGAAAACAAGUCAAAUUGUUGGUCCAGUCAAUGAACAAUGCACAUAGUGAUGCUGUUGACAUGGCUGUUUUUUAUAAUGUCUGGACAGAUCCAAAAUUAGAUAAUAUUUUUGUACCUUAAACUUGAUAUUUUUAUGGACUAUGAUUGUGUUUGUAUUUAUAUUGCCAUCUUUCACACUUUUAUACAAUGCAUCAGCAUCACUCGACAGGGCAGACGAUGCACAGUGAUUAUCUACGUGCAUCUCUUUCUGUCCACCUGACCUGGACCUGCAAACACCCCUACUCCUUUUGUCUCAUCUACCCUGAACCAACCCCAAACCCAACGCAUUCUGUCUUGAUGCUUCUGCUGUUAACUGCAACUUUCACAAGCCAGAUCAUAAUCAUGCCUAACCUUUCAUGACAAACUGAAUGGGUCUAAAGACUACAAGUAAUACAUAGAUCAAGGGUAAUGCAAAAAAAAUAAAUCACCAUGGGUUUCCUUAGGAUUAAUUUAAUUCAUGAUGCAGAAAAUGUUAUCAGAUAGUAUUGUAAUGACCACGGAUAACUAGACUCGCUAGCCCUUGGUUAACAGGUCAGACCAUUUAGUUGACUAGUUAGCGCAGUUGCCCAUGGUGUGGGUGACCGGGUUCGCAUCCCGGCUGCAGCGGGUUCCUAGCUGCCCCCUGAAUUCGCUACAUUGGUGUCAGAAGUGGGAUGGUGAAACCGUGAGACCAUCGGAAUCGCGUGAGCCCAGAAGCAUGAGGGAACUGGUAUGCUGAAGCAUGGGGACGCACUUCCCGAAGGAGGGGGGUAGUGUAACGACCAUGGAUAACUAGACUUGCUAGCCCUUGGCUAACAGGUCGGCCCCUUUAGUCGACUGGUUAGCGCAGUUGCCUGUGGUGCGGGCGACCCGGGUUCGUGUCCCGGCUGCGGCGGAUUCCCGGCUGCCCCCUGAAAUUGCUACAGUAUUUUAUAUCAAGAUUGCUGCUAUGAUAAAUGACGUUUUUAAUUAUAUAUCACUAAAGAUUUCUACCUGAAACAAAUGCUGUUAAGUAAUCAAAAAGACUGAAUUGUACUAUAUAUAGAUAAAUAAAAUGCUGCUUCAUUGCAAGUGUCAGACUCAACCUUCAUCCGUAGAAUAUUUUUUUUCUGAAAUAGAUUGUUAAAUUAAAAGGCAUUUUUGAAAUUAAAGAGGGAAAUGGAAA
Messenger RNA from Lampris incognitus (smalleye Pacific opah), 2947 nucleotides. RefSeq names its product transmembrane and coiled-coil domains 6 (gene tmco6). NCBI's taxonomy places the organism in Eukaryota, Metazoa, Chordata, Actinopteri, Lampriformes, Lampridae. Bases 47 to 1561 code for a protein of 504 amino acids. Gene Ontology annotation, molecular function: protein binding. The record is from RefSeq and is a predicted model, not a curated record. The transcript is spliced from 13 exons.